AUGGCAGAGUUUAGCCAGUACAAGACGGAAGAGUUGACUCCGUAUGCAAUUUCACGAAUGGUGUGGGGAUAUGCUUGUCUUUCUGCGCGGAAUGACCCACUGAUGUCUAUUCUAGCUGCAGAGGUUGUGAAGAAGAUCAGAGGCUUCAAACAUCAAGAACUCGCCAACACAGCUUGGGCAUUUGCAAAGUGCGGGUUGUGGAAUGACCAGCUCGCUCGAAGCCUUGCAUCCCAAUGCUUGGAUCAAAUGGAGGACUUCUCAACAGAAAGUUUGUCGAGCGUUGCCUGGGCCAUGGCACAGUGGAGUACGCAGGAGGAGGGCCUCCUACAAAAAAUGGGGGACUCGCUUCUGAGUAAGAUGGAGACCUUUGAACCUGGACCGAUGUCCACCAUUGCUUGGGCAUUCUCGACUCUGAACUUCAAGCAUGAGAAGCUGACCAACGCCAUUCUGGUCGAGUCCACGCGGAAGAUCUCGAGUUUUUCGAUCAAGGAGGUGGCUCACCUUGCAUGGGCUUUCGCCAACCUGCGAGUGCCUGACACACAACUCUUUUCCAAAAUCGCAGAGCAUGUUGAAAGGAGUGAUGCAGCUAUGCAACCAGCUGAGAUUGCCAACAUGGCUUGGGCGCUUGCGAAGAGCCACCUCGUGCGAGAACCUAUCAUGAGGCGCUUGGCGCAGGAAGCAGUGAACCAGAUUGGAGGCUUCAAAGCAGCUGAGAUCACCAUGCUAACGUGGGCGUGUGCUGUGAGCAAUCAGAAAGACCUGCAAUUAAUGCUCGAGAUCGGAUCAAAGGUGUCGCAGCGGUGCUCAAAGUUCACUCCGCCCCAGCUGAGUCACAUCAUUUGGGCCUUUGGGGCACUCGGCAUGAGGCAUAUCGACCUGUGUGAAUCUGUUGCCAAGUGCUGCCAGUCAGCUUUCGUGACAACAGACAACUCUGGCACCAGCUACAAUGCCAAUAGUUUGACGCAGGUGGUUUGGGGCUUUGCAAGUGUUCAAUACAGGAAUGUUUCGUUCAUGCAUGAAGCUGCGAAAUACAUCAUCAAGUCGGGAGUAUCAGCUUUGAAGCCCUUGGCACUUUGGCGGUGUGCUUCUGCGUACAACUCCAUGUUGAUGAACAACAAGGAAAUCAAACAGGCCUUGGUGGAGGCAUGCAACAAAAAGAAUGACUUCUCCUUGAAGGGCUUGACCCGUUUGCUGGAGUGCUAUACCAUGUGCCAUCCCUCUCCAGAGCAGGAGACUCUUGAACAGGUCUUGGAUGCACGGCUUGAAGCUGUAGCUUUGCAACUGAGCCAGCUUUUCACGCCUUCUUUUCCAUCUGACAUCCCAGACCCGGACCCUAAGAUCCUGGAGUUCCUGAUCCAGUCGGGUCUUUUGGACUUGCAAACGCAAGGGCUGAAGUUCAUUCUCAAGAAGCUCCAAUUCAGUACGCCCAGCUGGUCUUUCAUGUCCAAGUGCUUGAAGAAUUCGAGAGCUUCUUCUCAGUUGUCCAAGACUUUGGUUAUCGCGGAGAUUGCGAUCGCGGGUUUGGCUCCUUUCAUGGUAACACGCAGCGACAAGAGCGCCUGUACCCUAGUGGCUUUGCGGCGAAGAAGCGGUUUGUGGAAGUAUUUCCAGCUGCCUCGCCAGAUGGCAAGGUUAUGCAGUCUGCGCUUGAGAGUGUGUGUGCAAAACUUCUCUCAGACCAUGGCGAAGAAAGUCAGGCCCAGGACGGUUGCCUCCAGAUCAUGCUGUCUCAGAAGGUUCAUCCUACUCCUUCCGCGAAUAUCAUCGCCCUGCUACUUCAAUUUCGAUCCAAAUUUCCCAAGGUCAAGAUUUUAUUUACAGAAAUAUUGUUGA
This is a messenger RNA of Durusdinium trenchii, 1833 nucleotides long. Lineage: Eukaryota; Dinophyceae; Suessiales; Symbiodiniaceae. The record is from the annotation of a GenBank genome assembly.